AUGGGCAAGGAUAAACAGAAAAGUAUAGAUGUGUUUUUUAAAAAGAAAGUAGUAUCUGAAAGUGAAUCAAGUGAUGCUCCUACGAACAUAAUUUCUGAAAUUGGUGCACCUUCUCAUGAGCAAUCUCCUUCAAAGUGUCGUAGAAUUGAACAUACUGAUGAUGUUAUUAUGGUCAAAAAUAAAUUUUUUGAACGAGUUCCAGGCAAACGUAAGCCAAUUUGGGAAUAUUUAGCUAAAGAAGUCGAUGAGAUACAGAGAGCUUAUUUAAUAGCUGGGCCAUAUCAACCUAAAUGCUCCUAUCCAUUUUCAAAAGAAAAACAUCAUCGACGUUUUCAAGCUUCUUGGUUCAAAGAAUUUUCUUCGUGGCUUGAGUAUUCACCUUGUAUAGAUGCUGCAUUCUGUUUACCAUGUUAUCUUUUCACUACAAAGGUCGGCGCACGACAUGGUUGGGAUGCAUUCACAAUCAAAGGUUUUAAUGGUUGGAAUAGAGGGUGUGCUUUUAGAGGACAUGAUGAGACUAUUAAUUCAAGAAAUAGUGGUAAUUUUAUUGAAAUGAUCAAACUGUUGGCAUCUUACAAUGAAAAAGUUGCAGAUGUUGUUCUAAUUAAUGCUCCAUUGACAGCCAAGUAUACCUCACCUCAAAUACAAAGGGAGAUUUUACAUGUUCUAGCAAACAAAGUGCGAAAACAGAUUCUGCUGGAUAUUGGGGACUUUAAGUUUUGUAUUAUUGUGGAUGAAUCACGUGAUGAAUCGAAAAGGGAACAAAUGGCUCUUGUCUUGAGAUUUGUUGACAAAGAUGGUUUUAUAAAAGAGAGAUGUUUUGAUCUUUAUCACGUUCAAGAUACAUCUUCUAUGACACUUAAAAAUGCUAUUAGUGACAUACUCUCACAUCAUUGCCUUGAUAUCCAAAAUAUUUGUGGCCAAGGAUAUGAUGGUGCUAGUAACAUGCGUGGUGAAUGGAAUGGAUUGCAAGCAUUAUUUCUUAAUGAAUGUCCUUGUGCUUAUUAUGUGCAUUGUUUUGCCCAUCGAUUACAAUUAGCCUUGAUUGCUGCCUCUAAGGAAGUUUCUUCUAUUUAUCAAUUCUUCCAGAAUUUGAAUUUCAUCAUUAAUAUUGUCACUGCUUCUUCUAAACGUCAUGAUCAAUUCCAAGCUGCCCAAAUUUUUGAAUUUGAACAUUUGCAAGCUAUUGGCGAGCUUGAAACUGGUACAGUACUUGAAAAAAAUCGCAAUGAAGGCUCAAAUUACUCUCAAAGAGGGGAUGCUAUAGCAGCUUAUAAGAUGAUCACUUCUUUUGAGUUUAUAUUUAAUUUACUUUUGAUGAAGAAGAUCAUGGGCAUCACUGAAAUUCUUUGUCAAGCCUUACAACAAAAAGCUCAAGAUAUUUUGAAUGCUAUACAUUUAGUUUCAAGUACAAAGGAACUUAUUCAAGAAUUACGAGAUGGUGGUUGGAAAAGAAUACUUGAAAGUGUUGUCAAUUUCUCCAAGCUUCAUGAGAUAGAUGUUCCAGAUUUUGAUGCUCAAUAUAUUGAAGGUUGUGGCCAUCGACAACAUGAACAAAUAACUAUUGAGCAUCACUAUCAUUUUGAUAUUUUUAAUUCAACCAUUGACUUUCAGUUACAAGAGUUAAAUAGAAGGUUUAACGAGCAAACAACAGAACUUUUAUCACUUAGCUCUUCAUUAGAUCCGAAGAAUGGUUACAAAGCAUUCAAUGUUGAUGAUAUUUGUAGCCUUGCAGAGAAAGACUAUCCUCUUGAUUUUUCCGAGCAAGAGAGAAUUAUUUUGAAUUGUCAAUUGAAGCAUUUCCACAAGGACAUCCCAAAACAUCCAAAACUUCAAAAUUUAUCUUCAAUUUCUGAGUUGUGUCAAGGAUUAGCUCAGACAGGAAAGUCAAAUUCCUAUCAUUUGGUUGAUAGGUUAAUUCGUCUUAUCUUAACACUACCAGUUUCAACAGCAAGUGGUGAACGUGCAUUCUCAGCAAUGAAAAUUGUGAAAACAAGACUUCGAAACAAAAUGGAGGAUGACUUUCUUGCAAAUAAUUUAAUUGUGUAUAUUGAAAGAGAGAUUGCUGAAACUUUUACUACAGAUUCUAUCCUUGAAGAUUUCGUCAAUCUAAAAGAGCGUCGUUUACAAUUUUAG
Molecule: messenger RNA, 2136 nt
Organism: Gastrolobium bilobum
Lineage: Eukaryota; Viridiplantae; Streptophyta; Magnoliopsida; Fabales; Fabaceae
Exons: 3
Coding region: 1-2136 (711 amino acids)
Molecular function (GO): protein dimerization activity
Source: RefSeq, a predicted model, not a curated record